Molecule: messenger RNA, 480 nt
Organism: Lodderomyces oxycetoniae
Lineage: Eukaryota; Fungi; Ascomycota; Pichiomycetes; Serinales; Debaryomycetaceae
Product: TFC7
Exons: 1
Coding region: 1-480 (159 amino acids)
Source: RefSeq, a predicted model, not a curated record
AUGGGGUCUGCAACAAGCAGUAGCAAUAAAACUAAAAAGGAAAGACCCAGAUAUAAGAACAAUAUUGUCAAGUCGUCUGCCCAGCUUCAGUUCACAAAUUUAAGCCAAGAAACACCAUUGAUUAAGAUAUCAAAUAAUUCCAUAUAUAGCAUGGAUCCAAAAAGUACUAACGUUGGAAGCAGCAGCCACAACGCACCUAACAAUCACAUCGUAGAUGCUUCAGAUGUAAUUGAUGGUAGGAUAUACGAAACCAGGUGGCAGGAAUAUGUAGGAUCAGAACUAAUAUUUGAUGAUUACGGAGAAUUAGUAGGUAAAGUCAAAGAGCAUUUGACAUGCAAGGAGAAUGUAAAAUUCGUCCCUACAAAAUCACAAGAUAAGGAUAAAGAAAACGCUGGUGGCGACCAUGGUAGAGCAAAUGGCGAAAGUCUGUUUUUGAAAAAGGCAAUCAAAUUGGCCACAGAUUUGGAAAAAAUUCGAUGA